AUGAAAGCUUUCCAAGUGAAGGAACACGCUCAUCCGAGCAAGAUAUCAGUCUCAGAUAUACCGAUACCCAAGCCAAGGACGGAAAAGGGGGAAGUACUAUUAGAUGUACAUGCAGCUGGCCUCAAUUUCUUCGAUAUACUCCAAGCUCAAGGGAAAUAUCAGACCCAACCACCACUUCCCUUCGUACUCGGUGCAGAAGUAGCAGGAACCAUCUCCCAUACAGCGCCUAUACCAGAUGAUUGUCCUUACCAGCCAGGGGAUCGAGUAGCAGGAUACGCCCAGGGAGCAUAUGCCGAACACGUAGUAGUCAGUUGGAGAAACCUUUUGCCUAUACCAGACGAGUUGAGCUUUGAGGAAGCUGCUACUAUACCUUUAACACCAACGACGAGUUAUGCAGCUCUAGUAGGUAGGGCGAAAGCCAAGGCCGGGGAAUGGGUGUUGAUACAUGCUGGCGCGGGAGGAGUAGGUCUGGCAGCUUGUCAAAUUGCUAAAGUCCUAGGAUGUAAGGUCAUUGCAACGGCUUCUUCGCCCUCAAAGCGGAGAGUAUGUCAGGAGUAUGGUAAAGCAGAUGAAGUGGUAGAUUAUACUCGGAAGGAUUGGCAGAAAGAAGUGAUGCGGAUAACUGGAGGUAAAGGUGUGAAUGUGGUAUUUGAUCCAGUUGGAAUGAUCAUAUCUUCGCUCAAGUGCGUGGCUUGGAAUGCCCGAUUAGUCGUGGUGGGAUUUGCAGCUGGGUCAAUCGAAAAGAUCCCAGCGAAUCUACUACUGUUGAAACAAGCUUCAGUCAUGGGUGUGUAUUGGGGCGGAACAGCAGUGAAAGACCCAUCAUCCGUCUUCCGAGUAUCUCAAGAAGUCCUCUCACUCUUAAGUGAAGGCAAGAUCAAAGCAGUGAUCUAUGAUAAGUCGUAUAUAGGUUUAGAUAAAGUAAGUGAGGGUUUAAGGGAUAUUGAAAGUAGGAAAACAUGGGGUAAAGCAGUCGUCACCAUAAACAAAGUGCUAACAGCUAAAUUGUAG
Molecule: messenger RNA, 1011 nt
Organism: Kwoniella botswanensis
Lineage: Eukaryota; Fungi; Basidiomycota; Tremellomycetes; Tremellales; Cryptococcaceae
Exons: 12
Coding region: 1-1011 (336 amino acids)
Cellular component (GO): mitochondrion
Molecular function (GO): oxidoreductase activity; zinc ion binding
Source: RefSeq, a predicted model, not a curated record